UUCCACUUACUUCUGUGCUAAUAGAUGAAAUAUUCCAUAUCUACGUGGAAUACACUUGCGUUUCAGUGCACAGUUCAGAAUCAAGUGUCUUACACUUCGGUUUGCCCAAGGGGCUCUUGUGGCUGUCAAACUCAAUACAUUUUCCAUCUACAACUCAUUGAUUCUGGUACCAGCGUUUCUGGUGCCCACUUUUUGGUUGGUUUGCCCUAAAACAAGUGUAAUAGAGUAAACAUCCCAUUUUGUCGGUAGACUUAUUCUCGAAUAAAUGUCGUUUGAGAUGAAAAAAACAAGAACUCAUGAUUUGUUUUCAGUACAACGUGCACUUUCAAUGAAUAAAUAAGUUUUGUAAGCAUUUGAAACGAAAUAUUGACGCCGUGAUGAAUCUAUGGUUGGUAGGCAAAAUGUUGACGUUUAUAGGCCCCUGGGUUUGCCAUAUCAUGCAUACCAAAAUCAAUCAUUUUACACUCAUUUUAAUGCUUUCACACGUCAAAUGCCAAAACACGUUAAAAUAGCGUGGAGUUAAAUAAAAAUCGAUAUGGGUCGACAUAAUAGAAUGAUUAGGUUCGUUUAUUGACAUUCAUAUGAAAAGUGCAUUAAGGAUUAGCGUGCGAUUUAUUUUCAGUGUAGUUAUUCUUUGAACAGCUAAAAAUGGUUCCCAAAAUUAAGUUUGCCAGACUAUAGUAACGCAGUGGCUAUAUGACACAGUCAAAUAGCCGCUAAUUCCGAUCAAAAACAAAACCGGCGCGAGAAAUAAUUUUCAUCUUCGGAAAACAAAACAAUAAUUUGUAUACAGCAUUAUCGGUUCUUAUUUUCGACGUUAUCAACGUUUUCUUUGUAUUGCAAAUUCGAGUGAGCAGAAAAACGGCACUGUGGCAGUAAGGUCAAACAGAAAUUUCCUUUGCAGCAGAACCUGUCGAGUAUGCUGUUGACCUGCACCGCUGGAAGCUUGGCAAGAGUUCUAAUUCAAAACCUGCUGCUGUCCUCAACCAUCGGAAUUACUACCGCCACCGGUAUUGCCACCAUGUCUACUGAAGCGUCAAACUGUGCAGCUGGGUUGCAUUCGAUCGCCUACGUUACCACUCCUAACGAAAAGUCGGCAAAGGAACUGGCCCGCAAGAUAGUCGAGCAGAAGCUGGCCGCCUGUGUGAACAUCAUCCCCGGUUUAACAUCGGUUUACGAGUGGGAAGGUAAGAUCAACGAGGAUCACGAGACUUUACUAAUGGUCAAAACCCGCACCAGCCGAGUGGACGAUCUGAGCAAAUUUGUUCGAGAGAAUCAUCCCUACAGUGUGGCGGAGGUGAUUUCGGUGCCAAUAGAAAAUGGGAACCCGCCCUAUCUGGAGUGGCUGAGUAAGACGGUUCCGGAGAGGAAGACAAAUUAAAAUGGAAGUUAUUUAGGAAAUAGAUUUGGUUGUUCGAAUUUCUGCAA
Wyeomyia smithii (pitcher-plant mosquito) is the source of this 1428-nucleotide messenger RNA. Its product is annotated as protein CutA homolog. Gene Ontology annotation, molecular function: copper ion binding. Bases 920 to 1381 code for a protein of 153 amino acids. The record is from RefSeq and is a predicted model, not a curated record. Gene Ontology annotation, biological process: response to metal ion. The transcript is spliced from 2 exons. Lineage: Eukaryota; Metazoa; Arthropoda; Insecta; Diptera; Culicidae.